This is a messenger RNA of Peromyscus californicus insignis, 14229 nucleotides long. RefSeq names its product chromosome unknown C21orf62 homolog (gene Epcip). NCBI's taxonomy places the organism in Eukaryota, Metazoa, Chordata, Mammalia, Rodentia, Cricetidae. The record is from RefSeq and is a predicted model, not a curated record. The transcript is spliced from 6 exons. The coding region runs from base 8840 to 9523 and encodes 227 amino acids.
AGAACCAAACGAAGUGGAGAGCCAGAGGUUGAUCUCUGGCCUCCACAUGUACCCACACACAGAUGAGCAUGCACUGUGGUGGGUGGGAGUAGGUGUCCGUCUGCCUACAAUAAUAUCGUGUGCCACACAAGAAUGGAAACUGCCAUCCUGACAGCAACCACAGGAUUAACGUGACUCUGGAGAACAGAGACACAGAAACAAGAGUGGCAAAGCCAAAGACCAACCACCCUACCUUCUGAUCUCUUCACGUAGAAAGUGUCUUGUGGGUUAAAUGCAUUGGGUGGGGAUUGCAGAUAAAUGAUCUUAAGACACAGCAUCCUUUACAGAUGCUCUGAGAUUCACUGACUUGCAUUCACGUGUAUGACUCCAGCGUGUGUCUCAAGGACUCUCUAGGCAGUGUGUAGUUGUUUUUUUUGUUGUUUGCUUUUUUACUCUUUUGCUUUUUGGGGGGCCCACCACCCAAAUUAAUCACAUGGAGUCUUAUUAUUACUUAUAAAUGCCUGGCCUUAGCUUGGCUUAUUUCUAGCCAGCUUCUCUUUUCUUUUUCUUUUCUCUCUUUUUUUAUUUUUUGAGACAAUGUUUCUCUGUGUAGUUUUGUGCCUUUCCUGGAACUCACUCUGUAGCCCAGGCUGCUAGCCAGCUUUUUUUUAACUUACAUGAUCCUGGCUACCUUUUGCCUCUGGACUUUUUCCUUUUAUUACUUCUGUAUAUCUUACUUUCACUCUUGCUCCAUGACUGGCCGGGUAGCUGGGUGGCCAGGUGGCCGGGUGGCCGGGUGGCUGGCCCCUGCUGUCCUCCUCCUCUCACUCCCAGAUCUUGCUCCUUCUUUUUCUCCUUCUAUCUAUCCUCUCUGCCUGCCAGCCCCGCCUAUCCUUUCCCCUGCCUUGCUAUUGGCUGUUCAGCACUUUAUUAGACCAAUCAGGUGUUUUAGACAGGCAAAGUAACACAGCUUCACAGAGUUAAACAAAUGCAACAUAUCUUUGCUUCAUUAAACAAAUGUUCCACCAUAAGUAAAUGUAACACAUCUUAAAGUAAGAUUCUACAACAGCAGGACUCCAUGCUCCUCCUGCUAACCACCUCCUUAUGAACAGGGAUUUUUCAACUGGAAAGUUAACAGGACAUUUUUUGUUAUUAGUUUGCCUUAUUGAAGCCUUUUGGACACAUUUUCCUAGGAAAUAUUUACCAAUCUAAUUCAAAAGUUUUUACUUCAUUUUCCCUUUUAGAAACUUGUCUUACAAGCCCAGUGUUCAGGGGCAGGUAACCAUAAUGGCUGGUGCUUCCUGAACACUUUCUGUGCAGCGGGCACUUACAGGCCAGCCUCACAAGAGCCUUCAUAGUGACACAGUUUUUCCUUCAUAGUGUUUACUUUACUCCCUUUUUAAGGACUUGACUUUAUUAUUUAUUUUAAAACUAUAUAUUUAUUAUGACUGUCUAUACCUUCUCUUUUCUCUCCCAAGCCUACAUAUAUUUUUAAACACACUGUGAACCAUUUAGAGUUUCUUGUUUCUUUGUUUGUUUUUGUUGUUGUUUUGGUCUGAAUCUGUCUUUACUGCAUAUCUCUGUCUUUUUCUGACCACAUGAGCAUUUAAUCUGCUAAGCAGGCAUGACUAGGAUUAAAGCAGCAGGCUCUACCCCAUUCCUUGGCUUCCUAAGAGUCUAGCUUCAUGGCAGAGGUACUGGCAGGAGCCAGGUGUAUCACCCCCAACUCUGGGGAGGUUUUAGGUCCACGCCGCCACUGGGUAGUGCAGUGUUGGUUGCUCGUAAACAUCAUAAAGUAUUUGGUAGCAGGGCCUCUUAAAAGAGCUGCUGGGUUUUGCUGCUAAUGCUGAGUCAGGACACUGUCUCUUAAAGGAGCCGCCCCCCUGCUCAUCGCUAGCAAACAAAGCCCACCAAGAAGCUGUGUUGACUUCGUUUUUGUGUUUAGAAUCCUUUUUUAAGCUUUCUCGGGUUUUAUGUGGGAAUUGUUGCCAAAUGUUUGGGUGCCACAUAUUGGUGGAAGUUUCUCUCUUGCCUACCUCUUCCCAAAUACACAGCGGCCACUUCUUAAAUGAUUGACUCUGAGGCUUAGUAUUGUUUAUGGACUGUUUGGCCAGUGGCUCAGGCUAAUUACUGACUAGCUCUUACAUUUAAAUUAACCCAUAAUUCUUAUCUAUGUUUAGCCACGUGGCUUGGUACCUUUUCUCAGUGAGGCAUUCUCAUCUUGCUUCCUCUCUGGCUGGCUGGCGACUCCUGACUCCACCCUCCUUCUUCCCAGUCUCGGUUUGGCUUUCCCACCUAACUUCCUGCCCAGCUAUCACUGGCCAAUCAGUGUUUUAUUAAACCAAUUCAAGUGGCAAAUCUUUACAGUGUACAAGACGAUUAUUCCACAGCAGUUUUUAUUGUUUGAAAAUUUUAUAUAUGUAUAUAUUUCAUGUAUACAAUGUAUUUUGAUCAUAAACCUCCCACUCAACCCCCAACUCCUCCCAGAUUCAUCCCCUACCAACAUCCUACCCAAGGAGUGUCAUUUGUACUGCCUACACACUCCUGGGUGUGGGACCACACCUUGGAUCAGGGUCUACCCACAAGGGGACACCCCCUUAAAGACAAUUCACUCUCCCUCCCCAGGAGCCACCAGCUGUUGAAAGAUCCUCAGCUCUGAGUCCGGACUCACGAGCUCCCCUUCCUCCAUGCUGGAACGUUGACUGGCUAGAUCGAGUGAAAGCAUGCACAGCUGGUGUGAGUUCCUGAGUGCAGCCAUCCAGUCAUGUCUGGAAGACACCGUCUCCACUCUGGUCCUCCCUGCCCUCAGGCUCCUAUGGGCUUUCUGUACUUGUCACGGUCUCUGGGCUUUGAGGAGAAAGGAUGUGAUAUAAGUGUUCUAUUUGUCACUGAGCAUCCCCCAGACACACUCUGCACUUUGACCACUCCCCAUACUAUUUCACACGUGAAUAAAGAGGGGCACAGAAAGUCUGAGUUGCUUGCCCAAAGUCACACAGCUGAUAACACAGAACCCUGGCCUUCAAACCUGAACAGUUGGCUCCUACCAUCAUGCUCUAUGGCUGUGCUGUGGUUAGACACGCUGUCGUAUCCCCAGCUGAAGAACUACAGCCCAGUCUCCACAGAGUGGUCAGAGAAGUCUUCAGAGAAGUAGUCAAAUCUACUUAAGCUUCAGCUAAUACCUGACUACUCUGGGCCUAUCAGUGUAGUCCAGAGAAUGAUCCAAAAGAUGCCCACAGCCCACGGGCUCUGCUUCUUCCCAGUGCUCAUGCCACCCCUGCUCCCCACUCCCACCCCUGAAACUGGAUACUCCCACUGCCUCGCCUUCAGUCCAUUCCUCUACCACAUCACACCUUUACAGCUCAGGGCCUUUGCGUCUGCUGUUCUUUAGCUCAGAGUGAGCACAUUUUCCACUUCCUCAGACAGACAGAUGACAGACACACACCCCAAACUCACCACCUCUUGCUCCUGGAUAAUUUAUUUUAUUAGUUAAUUUCUUAUGCUUAAUUAUUUAUACUUUAAGUUUCAAGUAGUCUCUUUCUUUAGAGGGGUCUGGGCUAAAAGUCUAAAUCGCCCCUCCCCUUGCUAGACCUUCCUCGCUUCUUCCCCCAUGGCAGAGUGUGGCGCUCACAACACAAUUUGCUCCUACCCACCACGUGGGUGCCCAGGAUGGAACUCAGGUCAUCAGGCUUGGCAGCAAGAUGGCAGCAGAGCCAUCUCAUCCCCCCACGGCUUCGCUGUGACAUUUAUCAGAGGGUAUCACUUUAUUUGUUUGUGGGAUUAUGUGCUUGGUCUCUGCCCUCCCUGAAGACAGGGUAGCUCUACAUGGGUGCCACCAGGGCUGUUGUCACCGCUGUAUCUGCAAUGACAGGGUCAGCUCUGCAUGUGUGUGGCUGUUGUCACCGCCAUAUCUGCAAUGACAGGGUCAGCUCUGCAUGUGUGUGGCGGUUGUCACCACCGUAUCUAUAGUGACAGGCACGUGUAGCCAUAGUGAAAUAGUCACAGGAAGGAAGAAAACAAGAAGCUGAGGGGGAAGGAGAGUCGGGAGGGAAGAGAAGGAAAACCGGACACAGAGCAAGGAGGCGAGGAGAGGAAAGGGAGGGAAUGUGGGGCCACAUGGAAGUUUUCUGAUAGAAAAACCUUUCUCUACUUGGGCAGCCACUGACUAGACAAAUGAUUCCUUUCCUUGCUAGCUCGCUCUUGUUCUCUCUCUCUCCCUCCCUCUCCUCUCCCCAUCUUUCUUUCUUCAUAUUUCUUUCUUCUUUUUAAUGUUUAUAAAAAAAUCUGAAUGAUUCAAUAAGAGCAGUCUUUAAAAAUUAAAUUAUCCUUCAAAUCUAAAGGAAAGCAUGUGUGCUGGGCCAGCUGGAUACUGUUACCGUUGUAUGAUGAAGAGCCACAGGCCUUUCCCUCCCCCAUCCCUUCACCUUCCCACACAUGUAAAUGGAUCUCCAUAAGCCCUCUGCAUUCUGGUGCAGCCACACCCACCACGGCAGAUCGCAGAGCUGGACAAUCAGAUUUUAGAAAAACCAGCUGGACAAGGGGAUGAUUUUCUUCUUGGGGUUAAGUGGCUGUAGAGUUGUGUUGUGGGUUCAAGAGAUUCAUACACGUUUUUCUUUAAGUGAAUUAACAAAAGAACCGGUGAGAAAAAAACAUGAAGUUUUUUUCACUAAUCUGUACAAUUAGUGAACUACUUCCAGCGAGAACCAGUAAGGUGUAGGGUAAGCUGGGAGAGCAGCAGAACUCACCCACCUGGUCUGCACAAUAAACAGUCUGGCUCUGGGGCGGUGGCUCUUCGAUAAAAGCACUUGCUGUGUAAGGAUGACCGGAAGAGCUGUGUUCAGGUCCCCAGAGCCCACAGAAAAGGACAGACGAAGCAUGGCAAGGUCUGCGAUCCCAGUGCAGCCCUCUAGAGGGAGGCAGAAACAGGAGGCCUCCAGAAGUUCACGGUUAGUGAGCCGUGGUCUCACAAGGUAGAGACCCUGUCUCAAGAGGAGAACCAACACUGAACAUUGUCCUCAGAUCUCCAGAUAUGUGCCAGGGUAUACACUGACAGUUCCCCACGUGAGCAAGAGCACAUCCACACACACUCAUCCACACAUCCACACACACACACACACACACACAUCCACACACACACACAUCCACACACACACUCAUCCACACAUCCACACAUACACACACACACACACACACACACAUCCACACACACACAUUCACACAGAGACAAAAUAAUAUAAAUAAAAUAAUCAAGUGUCUUUUUCAAUCCUUCCUUUCCAAAUUUGUAAAUAUAUAUAAUAGAUAGAUAGAUAUAGAUAUAGAUUAUAUAGAUAUAGAUAUUCUAGAUUCUCAAAUCUAGAACAAGCGCAGCUACUUAGGACACACAACUGUAUUCAAGGAGAAUUGUCCUGAAAUUUAUUCUGUAGAGUACUGCAUUAGGAACUAAGAUGCUAUUCAUUAACAAAAUUCUUGUGUUGCAGCCUACGCUAUGGACUCAAGCUCCCCCAGAUUAGAAAGCACACAGUAAGAUACACUAAGUACAGAUACAGCAGGAAAUGCCUUGUAUCGUCUCUACUUGACUGGCUUCUAAACUAAUACUAUCAAUCAUACAUAAAUUAUACGUUUCUUCUUCUCUACUCCUCAACUAGUUCUGGAAGUUUCCACUUGGAAUCGUCUUUUCUGUGCAGUUCUGGGCCAUUUGUUAAACGAGUGUCACACACCAUAAAGAAAAUGAGGGCUAAGGAAGACUUUAGAGGUCACUGAGUGUUGAUCCUAUGAAUAAAAAAGGAAGCUGAGGGUCACAUAAGUUAGGUCACUGGGCAAAGCCACAAAGCUUUCAAUCACUUAAUCAAUAAGGAGGCAAGAAAGGCGUUUUCAUCACUUCUACAUCCUCAGUCCAAGUAGAUCAUUCUUUUUCUCUUGGGUUUCUUCAUUUCAUUUGUUCAUCCAUCUAUCCAUCCACCCAUCCAUUCAUUCACUCAUUCAUUCAUGCCACACAAGCUUACUGAGUUCCCAGGAGGUGGCAAGUACUGUCAAGAAGAUGGCAGAAAGAAAAACAGAGAUUGCUACCUUCAUAGAGUGUAUGCUCCAGGAAUUCAGAGUAAGUUAAAUUCCUGAUUCUACGUUCCACUUAAGGUUGCUUAAAAAAAAAAAAAUCAAUUCUCAGAAACCACCUAAGUAAAACCAAGGUAUGGAGCCAAUGUCUGCUGGACAUAAUUUGAGGCAUGUGGCAGCUGCCAACACAGGCGGGUCCCAUUGCCUUCACAGAGACAUGGAAGUGAGUGGGAUACGCUGGGUUUUUUAAAGACAAAGCAAACUCCACGAGAAGACAACGUCUCAGCACACUGCCCAGAUUCAGCAGGCUCAUCUCCUGACAAGGUUUUCCAGCCGGGCGAGAGGACACUGGGCUUUUGGCAGGCAUCCGAACGGCUUGCGGAGGGAUGGACUCCCUGCCUGCAAGCGUUUAGCUCACAGCUGUUGGAAAUGAACAAUGUCAAAAUACACCCUCCUAAGAACCAAGGCACUCACAUCAAAGCUGCAGGGAGAACCCGGGGUUAAAGUGGGUCCCCAGAGCACAGGGGAAGCCACCCGAAGGAGACCCUGAACCACGCAGAAGACUUAGCGGCCUGGCUUCACGGUAUGGCUGUAAAUGAUCUCCAGCAUGUUUUAAUAGGACACACAGCCACUGCGACGGCUUCAUUCUGCAUGGGACAACUCUUUAUAAAGUUUUGUUCUCAUCUGUGCUCCUCGCUCCUGGUGCUGGGGACCCAUGUGGUACCUCCGCAAUAAAAUCUUGGAAAGUGCUCCCUUGGGGCUUUGCCUUGCUCCUUUCUGAAGCCAAGUUUCAUAUUUGUGACAACAGUAAAAACAGUUGCUUCUUUUUUUAAGCAUAUAUAUAUAUCAAAGGAGACUGAAUCACACAGUGAAUUUGGAAGAAAAUGUAAGACGUUUAGGGUGGGGCUAGUGAUUUUUUUCCCUUUGUCUCAUAAAGACUUAGAAUUUCUUUCCUAUUGUUAAAUAUUGCAUAAAGCCAAAAUGUUAGAUGUAGAUUAAUGGUUUGCAUUCUCUUUAAAAAUACAGCUACAGCCUGUGAGAUGACUUAAUGGGUACCUCAGACUUACUCCCUGAGUUCAAUCACCAAGACCCAAUCAAAAGGAGAGAAUGAACAUCCAUAUGUUUUCUCUCUCUCUCUCUCUCUCUCUGUCUCUCUCUCUCUCUCUCUCUCUCACACACACACACACAUACACACACAAAAGAAAUAAAUAGUUGUAAAAAUUAUAAUAACAUGUAUUUUAUACUUUAUAUUCAACCAGUGGAAAAAAAAUAAACCUUUAUUAUCCAGAUUUAGAAUAUUUAGGAGAAAAAAAUUAACUACUUCACUAAUCACAUCAACUAUUAUAUAAUAUUAAAAUAUUUAUGUCCACUCUUUAAAAGAAUAUGUUUGAUUCUUGCCCAUAGUCAUAUAUUUUAUACUAUUUAAGUAGAAAGAUUUAUUUUAUUUAAAAAAGACAUGUAUUUUCUUUAAGCCAGUAUUUUGAAAGGUCGUGUUUCUUUGUUUCCCUGGUUCAAGCAGACGCACCGUGUACCGCCCACAAAGGGAUGCCAAAGCUGCAACGGGACCAUUGGCUACAAGGCUGCUUGAGCGGCCUUGUCAAGGGGGUGUGGGGAGGUGGUGUCAGAACUGCAAGCAAUUGUUUAUGGCAUGUCUCCUUCUUCUAAUUAACCUUUUUCUUCAUACAAGCUGCUUGACAUUCCAUGGGAGGAAAUGUGGUCUUCAUGCAUGGAAACUCCAGAGGAGAACUGGGAAAGCAAUACAGAAGUUCAAUGGAAUCCUAUACCUUGGACAACCAAGUUUGUGCUAACCGUGUCAGACCUGCUGGGAUCAUAGAAAUCUACAAAAAACAGUACCUUAUCUUGACCCUCUAGGCUGUAUGUGAGGUUCAAGCCACUCACUCGGCCCCCGUUUUUGGAACAACAGUUUAAGGAGAUGUAAACACUGAGGUGCCGUGGGAGUUCAGGCCUGUCUGACCACAAGCCUGAGCUCAUUCAGUGGAUAUCCUGCCUUCCCAGGAGACACAGGCAGAUGGGGCUUCUCGUUGCUCAGUCGGAUUCUGAAAUAUACGGAGAUGUUUCAUGUUUCAUCAUCAGUCUGGACCUGCGCAUGAUUAGCUUUCUGUAAACUGUCAACAGGGCAGAGAACAAUUAUACAAGUUUGCACCAGGAUGAGGAUGGAAAGACAGCUAUAAGGCAGCCUUCUUACAUUUCCAACCACCAUCAGCAAAGGGUGCCUGAGUCGGGACACCAGGCAGCACCCCAAAGCCCCUGGAGCUGUGAGCAGUAUCCCUUCUGGGAGUUUGGCUCAGCAGCCUACCCAGAGCAGGGAGCAACCCAGGAAUACGUGGAGCCUUUGAAACAACUGAUUGCUUGCAUUUCUAACAUUUUUCCUCAUACUUCGAGCACCGAAUUACAUAGAAAAUAGCAACAGCCUUUCGCAAAGAAGCGUGGCUGCGCACGGCCGGUCGUUCUAAACUUUGCAGGGUGGGAAUGCUGCGCUGAUUACUGAGGCUGCGUGGGGAAAGGCGGAAGUAACUCCGUAUGAUUGCAGCCAUAUUGACGGCAUUGAAGCAGAACGCCAAACUGGCAUCGAAACUCAAGUACAAGAGCGUCCCAGAGCCCUCUGGGGAGAAAUCAGAGCCUGGAGGGCAAUCUCUCCUGCCAGCACGAGGCUCUGGCAGGUUCAUCCGGAUCAUUUGGCAUGGAGCCCUUUCCAUCCAUCUGCCAAGAGGGGUCUUGGCUUUCCUGCGCAGCUCUAAAGCGGUGAUGGUGCUGAAGUAUAGGCAACAGGUGACUUCCACCGAACUGGCUCAUGAAGGAGAAACAGGAACACACCAGUCCAUGCUGGACAAGAAUGACACCACCUUCCAGCCUCUGCCUGCUUCUGCUCGGAGCACUGGGCAUCUUUGCACUUGGCCGCUUCACCAAAGGUCAGAAGAACAGCACGCUGAUCUUCACAAAGGGAAAUACCAUUCGGAACUGCAGCUGCCCUGUAGACAUCAGAGACUGUGACUACAGUUUGGCCAACUUGAUGUGCAGCUGUAAAUCUGUCCUUCCUUUUGCCAUGGAGCAAACCAGCUAUCAUGACCAUCUGACCAUCUGGUUCACAGAUACGUCCACAUUGGGCCACCUGCUGAAGUUCACUCUGGUCCAGGACUUGAAGCUUUCCUUGUGUGGUUCCAACACCCUCCCUACCGAGUACCUGGCUAUCUGUGGGCUGAAGAGGCUUCGCGUCAAUGCUGAGACCAAGCAUCCCUCCCGGGAGCAGAGCUUGCUCAUCCACAACAGAAGGGAAGGCGGUUCCCUGUACAAAGGCUGGCAAACAUGUAUGUUCAUCUCAUUCUUAGAUGUGGCUCUUUUCAACAGGGACUCAUCUUUAAAGUCAUACAGCAUUGAUAACAUUUCUAGCCUCACCAGUGACUUUCCUGAUUUUUCUUACUUUAAAGCUUCCCCAAUGCCAAACAACAAAAGCUAUGUUGUCACCAUCAUCUACUAGCAUCCACCCACCAGGAACUCUCAAAAACUGACGGACCUUUUGAAGAAGGAAUCUGGGGAGAAGGCCAUGAGACAGGUGUGUUUAUUCCAUCUCUCAGCCUCCAUUUACAACAAAGCCACACCUAAGAGCAGCCAGUUCCCCAGCUCCACUUCCAGUGCUGGGAGCUAUUUGACUCCCGAGACAUGUCCUGAGGGCCAGCGAGAAGCUAGGUCUCUAUAACUGUCGGCCUGCGGACAGAUGCCAGGCUAGAAGGGAGAGGGCAGUGCACACCAGGCACUAUUUAUUGGAGCCCAGUAUAGGCAUGGCCCCAAGGAAGGGAUCUUUUCUCAGAAUACAGUAAUCCUUCCUUACCUGUGUGGGUACAUUCCAGGAUGUACCCUGAUGAUGCCUGAUUGAGCCAACAGUACUAAACCCUGUGCCUACUGUAUUUUUCCUAAAUGUAAGAGACGUAUGACAAAAUCUAACUUAUAAAUUAAGAUCACUGUGGGACUAACAAAAACUGUAACAUACUGUAAGAAAGUUAUGCAAACAUGCUCUCACACACUAUUACAUAGUACUCACUCUUUCCAUGACGAUGGCUUCUCUUUGGCGUAGCCAAAUUUCUAGCGUUGCUGCUUUGCGUGUGAUGGCAAUUAUGGAGUAAAACAUGGACUUCUGAAUACUAACAUGGUAGUCACAAUAGUCGGUUUAAUAACAGAGACAAGCCACUGAGUGCCUGAUGGUUGGGAGUGUGUAUAGUGUUUCUGUGACAGGCAAGGGGAUGAUGAUUCACGUUCUUCACACUCCUCAGAACAACUCAAAGUUGACUACUGACUUCUAAGUGAAACUACAGAUCAGGGACCACUGUGCCUUUUUUCCUUUUCUUCUUCAUUUUUUGACAUGGCCUGGAAUUCCCUGAGUCAAAAAUGAUAGAUUUCAGAGGUUUGAGGACCUAAAUUCCUCUAAAUGACAAAUUCACUCAGGCCGAUAUUUUCCAAAUAGUUGUGAAGAACAAAUGCAUUGAGAAAUUGGCAUUUUAAAAGUGUAUUUAUGGAUAUUGGAAAAGUAGAAUGUCAAAGACUGGAUGGAACCUUAACACUAAAGAAUGCCUUGGGGUUCUAAGAGAGGGCACAUAAGUGAAAAUACACCAGACAACCACACACUUAACCUCAAUCUUUUGCACAAAGUGCUGCUCCAGGCAAGGUUCUUUCCUGGUCCCUCCCUUUCACAGAGCACAGGCUGGACAAGGCUCUCUGGUCCCCCCUUUCACAGAGCACAGGCUGGACAAGGCUCUCUGGUCCCCCCUUUCACAGAGCACAGGCUGGACAAGGCUCUCUGGUCCCCCCUUUCACAGAGCACAGGCUGGACAAGGCUCUCUGGUCCCCCCCUUUCACAGAGCACAGGCUGGACAAGGCUCUCUGGUCCCCCCUUUCACAGAGCACAGGCUGGACAAGGCUCUCUGGUCCCCCCUUUCACAGAGCACAGGCUGGACAAGGCUCUCUGGUCCCCCCUUUCACAGAGCACAGGCUGGACAAGGCUCUCUGGUCCCCCCUUUCACAGAGCACAGGCUGGACAAGGCUCUCUGGUCCCCCCUUUCAUGUCCUCUACUUUGGUUCGAGCAUGUUUGUUCCCUCUAUAUCCUGACUCCUGUCUCUCAUCAUUCGCCCUCCCAUCCUUCUCCCUCUUGCUCCAGGAAUCAGAACUUUGGUUACUGUCAGGAGAACUGUUAAGCCACAUUAUGGAUAGCUUGGGGAUCUAACAAUCACUUCUAACUCGAGGCUCAAAUUAUAAAGAUUUAAUUUUAAAAUGAAAUUUUGGUCCUGAGUCCAUCUGGAAGUUUAAGAUGAGAAAGUUAAGAUACUCCAUAUGAGAUAGUUAACACAAAUUCAUUAUACAUUUUGAUAAAAGGAACCAGAGCAACUAAAAUUAUAGAGACCCAAUUUACCAUUAAUGUGCAAUAUUUUUAAAUACCCAUGGUUCAAAGCUCAAGAGCAUGUGCUGCUCUUCCAGAGGCCAUGAGUCCAGUCUCCAGCAUCUGCACUGGUUUACUCACAGCCAUCUGUAGCUCCAGCUCCAGAGGAGCCAACAGGAACUUGUACAUAUGUGGCGCGCACACACACACACACACACACACACACACACACACACACACACACACACACGGAUAAGGACUAAAACAAACCAUUUAAAACCCAUGCCAGUAGUGAUACAAAUGUCUGAACUUAGAAUAAAACAAAGUGGAAACAUUUAUGAAUUCAUGAUACCAUAAUGGUAAGAAAUAAUUUUAUUGUAAGAUCACAAGUUAGUCACAUUUAUCAUAUUUUUUCCGUCUUAACCUUAACAUAAAGUAACUCAACCUGAAAUUUCUACAUUUGCAUAAUUGACAAGGGAUUUGGCCAUUCAGACUAAUUAAUAUGGGUCCACAAGGUCAGCAUUUAAAUUAGGCCAAACAAAGUCUAAACUACGGAUUUUAAUAGAAAAUGCCAUGGCCUCAUUACUGAUAUAGUUCAGAGGCGACAUUAAAAUUAGGGAAAGACAAAGAGUUGGUAAAGAAAAAAAAAGAGAAGGCAAGAAAGAUGCAAAUAAAAUGAUAAAUUUUAUGUCUUUACCAUCGCUACUGAAUACAUUACAAACUGAAUUUGGAUGGAAGCCUAUUAACAAUGUAUGAAAAAGUGAAGUUAGAAAUUACAUGUGCCCAUAAAGGCCUUCCAUCUGGGAGCUGCUGCUGGCCGAGAGCCUUUCACAUGUGGGUUAUGUGAUUUUUAUGAGAACUGUUGUGGGCCACGUGGGUCGGGACCAGCAGUUUGUCACCUGCAGCCAGCUGGUUCAGGGUUAGCUAUCAUUUUGAAGAUCAGGAAGACAGAUAUCUUCCUUGUAUACUGAAAGGGUAGUAAACAUUGUGAAGAUCAGGAAGACAGAUAUCUUCCUCAUAUACUCAGGGGGUGGUAAACAUUGUGCUGGUGUAUGGUUGUGAAGCACACAACUUGUGAAUAAUAAUAGAUAUUAUCCUUUAUCUUAAGCUCUGUGUACAAUUCUCAAAGAAUGUUUUGUUUGAUUUUUGCCAAAUUCUUGUAUCUAAUGGUUGGAAUUGGUGAGAAAAUAAGGGUCUCAUAUAGACCCCAUUUGAUAUUUUCAUUUAUGUUAGAGAUAAAUGUAACAUUAAGAUACAAAAAUACAUAUGAAUAUCACUUGUUAGUCAAUGAUGUAAAUACUUUUUACAAAAUCAAAUAGUAUUUUCAAAAACUACAGGAAUUUCCUUAAUUUGGAAUACUAUUUGCAAUGUAAAGGUUAUAGAUAUGACACAUUAUAAAUUUAAUCUGUAUUUUUCUAUCAUAUCCAACAAAAUAAAAAAAGACUGUAUGCAGUUCUUUCCGGUUUCAGUUAUGCAAAUGCUGACUAUUAUUAGUUUCAAGCUAUUAAGAGAAUUGAGAAAAGCCUCAGUGUGCUGAGAUACAACUCAGCAGGAGAGAGCUCGCCCAUACAAGUAUGCCUGAUUUAAAUCCCCAGCACAACACACACACAGGCACGCACGCACGCACGCACAGUGCAUGCCCCUGUAGACGCAAUACUCACACAUAACUUCAAGAGCAUGACUACAAGUGCAAUAUAGUUAAGAAAAUUAUAAACCCAUGAAUUUUGCUGUUACAGGGUGUGACUAUGACUUUCUCCAUGAAAUCCAGAACUGAUGAGGAAGAGAGCAGGCAAGAAGAGGGUAGACAGUGGGCAGUGCAGAGUUCACUGGAGGUAGAGUAAGUGGACUGCUCAGGCAGGGUGGGGCAGCCAGCUGUUGGAGAGGACUCAGUAACUCCCAGGGACUUGGGUUAGGGGCCAAGCUGCAGCCGUCAGGCAGGUGGCUGAAGUGGAGUGGUAGUGAGGAGGAUUAUUAAAACUGGUUUAGGCAAUCAAGACUGUGAGGAGGUCUCACUGGAGUAUCGGUGGGGCUAAGAAUAAAUGAAAGAAUGUUCGCGAGCAGCACUGAGAAAUGCAGUUAGAGUGUAGCUAAGAUGAUAAGCUGUGUUGACUUCAUCUUCUCCAUUUUUAAAGUGCAGGCAAUGUUUUCAGUUAGAAAAGCUUACUUGGAAGUCCACUUGAGUUUUAAUAAAUUCAAAGCUCUAUCUCACUCUUCUCCCUAUAAUCACGCUAUAUACUCUUCCUGAAUAUUUAUUACACAGCUUUGCUGGCUUCUGGUAAAACUCAAAAUAUACAUACGCAAAAAGAAAUACUAAUUCUGUUUUAUACCCAUAGGGGAUAUUUAUAAACCUGUUGUCUUAAAAAAUUUAUGCACUUUAAAAUUCUCCUGCAGUGGGGAAAUAACAUAUAGAUGACAGUAAUAUAACAUAGGCCAUAGGCAGGUUCUUUUAAAAAAGGAUGCAUUGAUAAUUUUGCUUUUUCACUGGUCAGACAUGCAUUUAAAGUAUGCAUUAUGGAUUAGAUUGUAUUCAAUACAUUUAGAUGCUACUGAAUGUAGUCUAAAUCUAAACAAUUCUAAAAGUUAACCUGAGUCUAAAAGAACUUUGGUUCUGAGUUACUCUGCUUCUGAGAUGUGAGACAAUGACCUGGAUAGAGUGCCGUCAAUGCUCAUUUUGUAUGACAUGUUCUAGGAAAAGUACUUCAGGAGACAGGUACUCUGGAGUUACUGUUGAUUGUCAUGCAAGAUAAUGUCCUGUCUUCAUUCUGGAAAUCCUUAAACACUCUCUAACAAUAAAGAUACUUGAUGGCCAUUGCUA